This is a messenger RNA of Dicentrarchus labrax (European seabass), 3302 nucleotides long. It is a transcript of the gene ifngr1, whose product is annotated as interferon gamma receptor 1. The record is from RefSeq and is a predicted model, not a curated record. Gene Ontology annotation, molecular function: protein binding. The transcript is spliced from 7 exons. The coding region runs from base 184 to 1254 and encodes 356 amino acids. NCBI's taxonomy places the organism in Eukaryota, Metazoa, Chordata, Actinopteri, Moronidae.
GAGCUAAUUACCGUCAGCACUGUGGUUACUCACGAGCCAGAGACGGAGGUAGAUGUGUGUGUGAAGUCCCUCACGGACCUGAACCAGACCAGAAACUGCGAAACUUUUGGCGACUCGGUGCUGUGGACGGAAGCCGGGUGUGUAUGCCGGGUGUCAGUUGGAACCGGGUCCGAACCCAGAACCAUGUCCCUGCACGGUGCGUUCACUGCCCUCCUUCUCCUCCUGGUCAGUGGAGUGUCUGCUGUGAUUGCAGUUCUUCCUCCAACAAACGUCACCGUGAGCUGCCAGAAUUUCCGAGUCACCGCCAGCUGGGAAUACAGCGAGCCGCAACCACAAACCGUCUUCAGCAUAAAUAUCAGCGGUUCCCCCGGCUGGAAGGAGUUUAAUACCACAGACCGUCAAUAUGAUCUGAGCAACUUCAUCUGGGAAUCUGAAGAUCACUACAUGGGCAAAUAUUGCAUCAAUGUAACCGCCAUACAGGGAGGAACCCGGUCUCGACCAGUGACAUCUAAAACGUUCGCCUUUAACAUCUUAAAGACGGCCGAUAUAUUAGGUGAAUUAGAUUUCCCUCCUGUGGAACUGAUUAAGAGGGAUUCAGAGGCCAUCAUUAGUUUCACGAACCCCUUCAACUUCUACAAAGAACUGGAACUGGCUAGAGAGAAGGAUUCUGGCUUAUUUACGUUCAGUGUCGAAGUGUCACCUGAUGAGGUAUAUAACGGUGAAUGCAACCCGAAUCAGGAAAGCUGCGUCUCGUUUCCUAAGGGUGUGGAGAAGUGCGUGGUGCUGAAAGGAUUGUUGUUUGCAAGUUCUGGUGUCGGCCAAGUGAAGUUCAGAGAGACAGACCCCAUCUGUGUGACUGAAUCCCCUGAGUUUCACAUGGAAACACUUGUGAUCUUGCUGUCCGUCUUCGUCGUCGUACUCGUUGUGGUUACGAUAUUCAUCUUUAAGGCAAAGGCCUGGACGAUGGACCUACCUCCUCUGCCCAAGCCUCUGCUGCCAAAGAACGGAGCACAGGAUUAUCAUGUUGAAGUCGAUCCGGACGUCUACAAUCGUAUUGACUGUACAGACGACUCUGUGAGAACAGAGUGUGUUUCAAUGGAUGAGGAGGAGGAGCAAAAGGAACAGGAGGAACAGGUGGAGGAAGAACAGGAGGAAGAGGAGGACAUACCCCAUGAAAGAAACUAUGACAGACUUCACUUUGUGCAGAUGGACAUAGGCGAUGGAGAUAUGGUCGAUGCUUACAGCGCGAGGUAAAACUACCAUCCAAGGACUCGAUUUGGGAUUUAAGUUUAAUUUAAUGGUGAUUUUUAACUCCCAAGACCACAAUCACACGUUCGUACCUCUGGACUGAAUAAAGCCUCAACCCGGCGCACUCGGGGAAGAGCUGGUGCCUUGCUCAAGAAGAGUGACUCCUGAGGGGAAGCUUCUUCUUUCUGACUGCACUGUUGGAAACGCACUGAUUUAUGAAUCUGAAAUGUGACAGUUAAGCCCUCCUCUCCCUCCAGAUUUCUCAGGAUUGUAAAAGCGGCAUUGAGCUGCAGAAAACCGAUUGCUUAUAAUUACACACACUCUACCUUCAAGGCCCUGACACAUCGGCCAAUGUCGGGGCCGUCGGUGAGCGUCUGCAGCCCUCGUUUUUAUGUAGUUUUGUGUGGCCGGCUGAGCACUUUGAAUGGGAAGUGAGCAAAGCAGCAAACGACUCACCUCGUCUGAUCGCUCACAUGCGCGGAUAUCCUGGUGUUCUGUUUUGAAUAACAAAUGAGCAGCGUUGUAGGUUUUGGUGUGUCGGGGCCUUUUAGAAAGCACAUUUAAUGACAUCGUUGGUUUGCCUUUUAGCUUUUUUUUGAGUCUGAAGGAGACUCAGGGACUAAAGCUGCAACACAAAGAGCUGCAACACAAAGAGCAUUCAAAAGACAAUGAAGAGCGAAAUUCUUGAAUCUUUUUCAAAUUUUUGAAAAACUCCCAUUUAUUCCCCCUUUUUUAAACAUUAUUUUAAAGAAGAUGCAGUUGUGAACGCUGCUGUUUGAAACAAACCGGUGACCUUCCAGUCACCUUCCAGCUGUUUUAUGCCUGCUUUACAGAUGUUAUCGUACUAGAUCCCCGACCUGCAGCCAAUCUCAGCAACUGCAGCGUUUUAUCAGAUUGUAUUGUUUGACAACGGCUAGUUGAAAACAUAGCAGGGAGGGAAGAACAAAUAACUAAUUGUAUAAGCUUUUUAUUUUUGUCUUUGAGUAUCGGCUGAACCUGUGGGUUACACGUGUAGCUUUUAUUCAUGAAGGAAAGUGCUCCGUGCCUUAGUUUUUAAUCUUUGCAAGCGUUAAGAGUUGUAUUUUUUUUUAAAGGGACGGUGUCAGUAACAAGCAUUUUCUCACUUGCAUCCAAUCAGGUAGUUGGUUUUGGUUUUAUUUACCAAUGUUUGGAGAUGUCUGCCAACAAUUUUGACAAUAAAUUAUUUUUGAGUCAUUUUUUAAGAAGAAAAUAUCUAAAUUGUUUUGAUUUUAGCUUCUCAGAUGUGAAUAUUUUCUUCCUUAGUCCUCUAUGACAGUAAACUUUGUCUUUGGGUUACAAAACAUUUAAGGACAUCACACUGGAAUUUGGGAAACAUCGACCAACAUUUUUAACCAUUUUCUGACAUUUAAAGGACCAAACACAUAAUAACAAAAUAAUAAUAUACAGAACACGCUGUCAGCAGUCUCUAUGGGGACUAUUUCUUUGGUAGAAAACUAAUCUGUGGAUUGUCCAGAGCAAACAUGGAAACUUAUUUAUGUAAAGAGUCAUUUUAAGUCUCACAAACAUUAAACUCUAUUGUUGUAGGAUCUCUCAAAACCUGGACAAAUAAAACUCCAUGACAAAGAACAACUGAGGUAAAAUAUAUGUGUGAGCUUUAAGACUUUUCCUUGUUGGUUGAGUUAUCACCUCUCACACAGUCUGGACUUUCCACUCCUGGCAGAACACUUGUAGGUGUCACACCUACCUUAUCUAGUUUAUAACCUGGUGUACCUUCCCCAUCACUGCUGUUGGGCAACCUGAAAAACUGGCUCUGUGGGCGACGCUUGGGAGUGUUUUUCUUUUGUUUGCAUCGAGAAGCUUGUUUACAUGAUUUGCGUACACUUCAGGGGUUGGUCCAGUUUUUAAAGCUGUAAAUUAGACUGGCUUUUAUGCAGCUGAUUAUAUAAUUACAACAAAUAUAUUUUAUAAUUAAACACAAGAGUUUAUUUCUUUAACUGCACUGACCUCCACUUCUGCUUUAUAACGCCAAUAUAAAGAUGUGAAUUUAUCAAAUAAAAUGGACUUAAACUAGG